CCGUUGAUGUACUUCCGUUUACUACAACCUAAAGUUGUUUGUCAUUCUUUGCUCACUUUGUCGACUCCACAAUUCAGAAUCUCGGGCAAUGUUUGGUACUUAACCAUACUCGCGACUUCCAGGAGUGUGAUAUUCGGUUUAGGCAGGAUGUCUCGCUGCGUCGCGUUACAGACGCAUCUGGCGUCCGUGAUUGAGGCUUUAGUUCACGCCGCGAUCGCUGAAAUGUGCAAACUUACGGAUGAGGAGUCUCUGACGGGUCUCACAAGCGAUGCUUCAAAAGAUCAGCGUAAAAGCACAGAGACCGAGGCGAGAAAGAAGAUGGAAAAGGAGGAGAAAAUGAAACGGUUUGCAUCGGUUAUGGAAGUAUUGGGCAAUGAAGCUUUAGGCAAAAUAAUAAAGCUCGUGGAUGAAACCAAAUUACUGUUGAAUCUGGAGUGCAAAACGUUUUCAGGCAAAAGGGCAAAGCGGCCAGGCUGCAUCUUGAACAUUCUGUCUGCUGGAGGACUGGAAGAGGAACAUUCUUAUGAUGGAAGUGCAAGAAGCCUGGAGAUGAAAACCGAACGUGAGUCUGUUUCAGUCACAGAGGACUGUCCAGAAUCCCCAGUGAUAUUGGCAGUGACGAUCAGAGAUGAAUUUGGAAAAGUUGAUUUGAAGUCCAUCACUGCUGGUCACUUCAACAAUAUUUCAGAAGAUGGAGUAGCAUCUGUUUUGCCAGAAAACGGCAGUGAAGGCCCACAAGAAGCCGUUGCCUUAUUUGGAAAGAGAUCCUUUAUUUGUUGCGACUGUGGAAAGAGUUUCUCUUCCCAUAGCAACCUCAAAUCUCACCAGCGCAUUCACACGGGAGAAAAGCCCUUCGGCUGCGGCCUCUGCGGCAAGGCUUUCGCUCACAAACAAAGUCUGUCCGACCACCAGCGAGUCCACUCAGGAGAAAAGCCAUUUGUUUGUAAAGUCUGCGACAAAUCCUUCGGGAAAGCGGCGCAUCUGAAAACCCACGAAAUCAUCCACACCGGCGAAAAACCUUUUGCCUGCAAAGUCUGCGGAAAGAGAUUCAACAUCGCUCAAAAUCUGUCCAGACACCAACUCACACACACCGGCGAAAAGGAGUUCAAAUGUUCAGUGUGUCAGAAAAGCUUCACACGGGCCGUAACGCUCAAAACUCAUCAGCUCAUUCACACAGGCCAGAAACCGUACUCCUGCGUGUCUUGCGGGAAGGCUUUCCGUCACGCGGUUAACCUGAGAAACCACGAGCGCAUCCACACAGGCCAGCGACCGUUCAGUUGUGACUUGUGCGGCAAGACUUUCCGCCAGGCUGUCAAUCUCAAAAUCCACAAACGAAUUCACACGGGGGAAAAGCCUUUCAGCUGUAAGGAGUGCGGGAAGAGCUUCAGUCAGCAGAGCAGUCUCAUUACACACAGCCGCACUCACUCCGGAGAAAAACCCUUUGGCUGCAAUUACUGUGAUAAGUGGUUUAACAAUUCAAACAGCCUCAAGCUGCACCAAAGAGUGCACACCGGUGAGAAACCCUACUAUUGUGAGCAAUGCGACAAGUAUUUCAGUCAGGGAAGUCACCUGCGUACUCACAAACGCCACAUUCAUGGAGGAGGGAAGCAGUACAUAUGUGAUAAAUGUGGGAAGAGGUAUGCGGAUCCUCGAAAUCUUAAACUGCAUAAAUGCUUUUAUGCGUAGUCGUGGUGUUGAAAAUGUUCAACACUGUAGUGUAAUUCUGAGCCCAUUUCUUUCUAUGAUAUAAACAGUAUGGUGUCUGAAAGAGAGACAUGCAGAAAUUAAAUUAACUUUUUUUAUUUUAAACAAGCUCAUUUUUCUACUCCUUUGAAGUUAAACAGUUGAUUUUACCAGUUUUGCAUCCGUUUGGUCUGGUGGGAGCACUUUCAGCUUAGCUUAGCAUAAGUCAAUGAAUCUGAUUAGACCAUUAGCAUCUCGCUCAACUUUCUAAAAACACUUAAUUUUUCUAUUUAAAGCUUUAGCUGUGGUUCUAUCAUGUACUAAGACCGACAGAAAAUAAAGAGUUGCGAUUGUUCUUGGCUGAUAUGGCGAGGAACAAUAUUUUCAUUCUGGUGUAAUAAUCAUACUUUGCUGCUGUAGUAUGGCUGAAGCAGGUGCAUUGAUAUUACACACUCAAUCAUUUUUGGGAAUUGGCUCAUUUUACAACUCCCCUAUAGUUAAACCGUCAAGCUUUUCCAUUUCUACAUCCAUUUAGUUGAUAUCCGGGUCUGGCAGGAGCACUUUUAGCUAGCUUAGAAUAAACCAUUAUAUCGGAUUAGACCAGGGGUGGGCAAACUUGGUCCUGGAGGGCCGGUGUCCUGCAUAGUUUAGCUUCAACUCUAAUCAAACACACCUGAACAUGCUAAUCAGUGUCAACUCCCCUAUAGUUAAACCGUCAAGCUUUUCCAUUUCUACAUCCAUUUAGUUGAUAUCCGGGUCUGGCAGGAGCACUUUUAGCUUAGCAUAAACUAUUAAAUCGGAUUAGACCAUUAGCAUCUCACUCAACUUUCUAAAAAAACGCUUAAUUUUUCUAUUUAAAGCUUUAGCUGUGGUUCCAUCAUGUACUAAGACCAACAGAAAAUAAAAGAUGUGAUUUUCUUGGCUGAUAUUGCGAGGAACUAUAUUUUCAUUCUGGCGUAAUAAUCAUACCUUGCUGCUGUAGUAAGGCUGAAGCAGGAGCAUUGAUAUUACACACUCAACCAUUUUUGGGAAUAGGCUCAUUUUACAACUCCCCUAUAGUUAAACAGUCAAGCUUUUCCAUUUCUACAUCCAUUUAGUUGAUAUCCGGGUCUGGCAGGAGCACUUUCAGCUAGCUUAGAAUAAACCAUUAUAUCGGAUUAGACCAGGGGUGGGCAAACUCGGUCCUGGAGGGCCGGUGUCCUGUAUAGUUCAGCUUCAACUCUAAUCAAACACACCUGAACAUGCUAAUCAGUGUCUCCAAGAUCACUAAUUAUCUAUAAGCAGGUGUGUUUGAUCAGAGCUGGAGCUAAACUGUGCAGGACACCGGCCCUCCAGGACUGAGUUUGCCCAUCCCUGGAUUAGACCAUUAGCAUCUCACUCAAAAAAAAAAAGUUAUAAUUUUCCUAUUUGAACCUCGCCUCUGUAGCUGCAUAACUAAUGUUAUUUAGUUCCUUUCCUAGUAUGCCAGAAUGAGAGUAUAGUUCUCAGCAAAAAUUUUGUGUUUAAUAGACAUCUAAACGUAGACAGCUUGGCUAAAAUGAGGCUGAACUUGGGCUAUCAGUAAAAAUUUAAUAACCCAAAACUAGACUAGUCGUCAAAUAGACAGAUUAGACAGACUUUAUAUGUGUAAUCAUUCAUUUGUUUAUUUGAUAACUAGUCUAAUUUUGGCCUAUUUUUAGACAUCUAUUAGAUUUUCACAGACAGGCCAAAUUUAGCCUUGUUUUAGCCUAGAUGACUAUGUUUAGACGUCUAUUAGACAUCUUUAAAAAAAAAAUGCUUGCUUGGUAUUCUCCAGCUAGGUAACAGUGCUGCGUAAUGUGCUGCCUUUGUACAGCCAUGACAUGAGCCUUUAUUAAGACAUUCAAAUGAGAGCCAUAUCAGCCUAGAAAGUAGCAAGUGUUCAUUUUCCGUCUGUCUUUGUACAUGAUGCAACUACAGAGGAGACGAGGUUCAAAUAGGAAAAUUAUAACUUUUUUGGUUUUUUUGUGUUUUUCUGGAGAUGCUAAUGGUCUAAUCCGAUUUAAUGUUUUAUGCUAAGCUAAGCUAAAAGUGCUCCUGCCAGACCCGGAGAUCAACUAAAUGGAUGUAAAAACGGAAAAGCUCAACUGUUUAACGAUAAGGGAGCUGUAAAAUGAGCCUAUUCCCAAAAAUGGUUGAUUGUUUCUUUAAGAAACUGUGUCCAACUGGAAAAACACUAAUAAAUUUGGAAACAUCUUCAGUUUGACAGCAAAUAUGCACGGCAAUCCUCAGAACGCAUGCUAAUAAAGAAAUGUGCAGACUACAACGGAGACCCAAACACGUGUGUUGUCAAACUGAUGAUGUUAGUGUUUUUCUGUAUAUAUGUGUUUUCCUAAGCUGCAUCUCUCUGUCAAUGUAAUUAAUAAAUGUAGAAUAUUUAUGACUAUUGAUGCAGUCACUUAUCAAUUUUAUUGCGAUUAUUUUUGUCAAUGCCGUGGACUGUCAAGUGGCCUCAAAUCUAUUUUUUCAUAGCUUAAAAUUAGGUAUUUUUCAUAAAACUAUUUUUGAAUUACAUUUUAGGAUUUGCUGUAACUUUUUUUGUUAGUGUUAGUACAUCUUGAAUUCAGAUGUUGCACCUUUACUUGUGGAUCCCAAGUGAAAAGGCUUUUAUGCCAUAUUUUUUAUGUUUGAGUGGGAACAUAGUAAAAAAAUCUCCACCAGUUGGGUUUGAUAUCUAUAAGUCAUCUUUAAAUUAUUAAUUUUAUUUGGUGUUAUUUGCAGCUACAGAAAGACUGAAAUAUUUUAAAAGAUAAAACGAGAUCCAUAUUGUCAAAUACAGUAUUCACACUAUCUAAUAUUUGAUUUUUCUGUUGAUUUUUGCCACCGCAUUUAUCAUGAAAAUGUUUCCCAGUACAGUGAAUCGUGUGUUUUCAAUAAAAUGAAAAUCACUUGUUCUU
This is a messenger RNA of Danio aesculapii, 4598 nucleotides long. RefSeq lists its product as uncharacterized. Gene Ontology annotation, biological process: regulation of transcription by RNA polymerase II. Gene Ontology annotation, molecular function: DNA-binding transcription activator activity, RNA polymerase II-specific; RNA polymerase II cis-regulatory region sequence-specific DNA binding. The transcript is spliced from 5 exons. NCBI's taxonomy places the organism in Eukaryota, Metazoa, Chordata, Actinopteri, Cypriniformes, Danionidae. Bases 7 to 1686 code for a protein of 559 amino acids. The record is from RefSeq and is a predicted model, not a curated record. Gene Ontology annotation, cellular component: nucleus.